This is a messenger RNA of Linum trigynum, 506 nucleotides long. The record is from the annotation of a GenBank genome assembly. Lineage: Eukaryota; Viridiplantae; Streptophyta; Magnoliopsida; Malpighiales; Linaceae.
CUCGACUUCCUCGAACUUACCCAGGCGUUGCUGCUUUCUUGCAUCUCUCGAUUUGUAGUUGUCGGCCUGGUUUUCUGCUGCUGGGAGGAAGUGGGAACGGCUGCUGCUGGUAGCUUGGGCGGCUGCAUGCCUGCAUUCAGUGAUCUAUAAACUCAGGGGAUGGCUGGAUUGAAAGGAAAUCCAUGAGAAAUGGAGAGGCGAGGGUCAGAGACUUACCGUCGUUCUACUUCUACCGAGGUCGUCGUCGCUCGCCGGAGUCUGGAGGUGUCGUCGGCUCGUCGAUUGAGUCUGGUGAGGGGUGAGAUGAUGGCGCUCGAAGGGAGAUGUACAGGAGACGGGGGAGAUCGACUGCGGAGUGCCGACUGCUCUCGAACGAACGGAGAUAGAAGGGAGAUGACGGCGCCGUCGUUUGCCUCGUCGUCGCCAGAUGUGUGCCUCGUCGUCGCCGCCGAGGGAUAGAGCAGAGGCGAGAGGGUUUCAGUCCUCAGCUGCGGAAAUGGAAAUUG